This is a messenger RNA of Nilaparvata lugens (brown planthopper), 845 nucleotides long. RefSeq names its product exonuclease 3'-5' domain-containing protein 2-like. The coding region runs from base 133 to 486 and encodes 117 amino acids. The record is from RefSeq and is a predicted model, not a curated record. Gene Ontology annotation, biological process: nucleobase-containing compound metabolic process. The transcript is spliced from 3 exons. Gene Ontology annotation, cellular component: nucleus; cytoplasm. NCBI's taxonomy places the organism in Eukaryota, Metazoa, Arthropoda, Insecta, Hemiptera, Delphacidae. Gene Ontology annotation, molecular function: 3'-5' exonuclease activity; nucleic acid binding.
UUUGCUGCUCUUUUGUAGGCACUGCUGUCUGAUAGAUCGAUAAUAAAGACUGGCGUGGCAGUUAACAGUGAUGCGAGCAGACUGUUGCGAGACUACGGCGUACGUUGCAAUGGAGUGCUGGACUUGAGGCACAUGGCCCAGGCUGUCGGAUCGGUGUCUGCGGGCCUCGGAAAGAUGUCCAAUCUCUAUUUGAAUAAAGAACUGGAUAAAGAUCGGAGCAUCGCGUGCAGCAACUGGGAAGCCGGCUGUCUCUCAGAGAGGCAAAUCCAAUAUGCCGCAGAUGACGCCUUAGUGUCCGUCCAGUUGUUCCAAUAUUUCAACAAUCUAAUGUUGAAACGAGAUUUACCCUGGUACAAGCGAUUGUUCUGGAGCUACAAAAAAGUGUGGGCUCGGGUUGAAUGGUACUGGCGAUCCUACAUUGAUCUUCUGUUCCCUGGCGAUCAAAUUCUAAGAAUUCCUCAGCCAUUCUUUUUUAUGAAUCGAUAAUCAAGAAAUUCAUUGGCCAUAAAACAACAUUAAAAAAAGUAAGCAAUAGGCUUUGUCGAUAAUAAGUAAAAUAUCACAAAGGUAGACUAUACAAACGAUCAAAUUUACACAACAUACACAUUGAAAUAAUCCAGGUACUCAUUAACAGUAUAGAGCUUCAGACUUGAGCCAUUUAUCAACAGCAAUACAAAACGUUUUCAAUGGUAACUGCUUAACAUUUUAUCUGGUAGUAAAUUAAACAUGCGAAUUUGUAGGUACUUAUGACUUUUCAGAGUUUUAGUCAAUCUAACUGUAGGUCUACAGUAGUUAUAUCAUCCCUAUGUCUAGUGUAAUGUGAAUGUACAGAAUAUUUUUAUUAA